CAUCAUUCAAUAUUUUUCUCCAAAUAUAAUGUCCUCAAAAUUAUCAUUUUCUUCUUCCUUCAUUCUUUUCAUCUUCAUUUUCUUCUCCAACAACAACGGAAUUGAUGGUACUACUUUUAAUUUAAUAAAUAGAUGUGACUACAACGUAUGGCCCGGAAUAUUAGCCAAUGCAGGUAGUGACAAACUGGAUAGUACCGGGUUCAUACUUGCCCCGGGUGAUUCACGGGUAUUCCAACCUCCACAACAAUGGUCGGGUCGGAUCUGGGGUCGAACCGGUUGUAAUUUCGAUCCCAACACCGGUCAAGGAAAUUGUGCCACCGGCGAUUGUAGAUCAAACCAAAUGGAAUGCAAUGGUGCCGGAGCAACUCCCCCAGCCACCCUCGCGGAAUUCAGUAUUUUCUCAGGUGUGCAACAAGAUUUCUACGAUAUUAGCUUAGUUGACGGAUACAAUUUACCAAUGGCAAUCCAAGCGGUUGGCGGGUCGGGUUCAUGCGAGACGACGGGUUGUGUGAAGGAUUUGAACCGAAUGUGCCCAAAUGAGUUACGGGUCGGGGACGGGCAAGCAUGCAAAAGUGCAUGUGAAGCAUUUGGUACCCCUGAAUAUUGUUGCAGCGGCGCGUACGGUUCACCUUCCACCUGUAAGCCGUCUAGCUACUCGGCGAUGUUUAAAAACGCGUGCCCAAAAUCGUAUAGCUACGCAUACGAUGAUCCUACGAGUACUUUUACGUGUACCGGAGCUGAUUAUACAAUAACAUUCUGUCCUUCAUUAACAAGGUAA
Solanum verrucosum is the source of this 778-nucleotide messenger RNA. Its product is annotated as thaumatin-like protein 1. The record is from RefSeq and is a predicted model, not a curated record. Gene Ontology annotation, biological process: defense response. NCBI's taxonomy places the organism in Eukaryota, Viridiplantae, Streptophyta, Magnoliopsida, Solanales, Solanaceae. Bases 29 to 778 code for a protein of 249 amino acids. Gene Ontology annotation, cellular component: extracellular region. The transcript is spliced from 3 exons.